Staurois parvus is the source of this 1432-nucleotide messenger RNA. NCBI's taxonomy places the organism in Eukaryota, Metazoa, Chordata, Amphibia, Anura, Ranidae. The record is from the annotation of a GenBank genome assembly.
AUGUCAUCUUGGGUAAAAGUAACCCGGGGUCAACCACAGAAGCCUGUUGUUAAUAAGAAGAAACCAAGCGGAAUUCCUCGCCUUCUGGACAUUAAUCCAUACAAGCCCAGCCAAAAAAUCUCAUUCUCUGAGUUGUAUCCCCGAGAUGUGGAAGAUCAGAGCAGCUUCGAAGAACUGUUUGGGAAAAAACAUAAUUAUACUGCUGGGCCCGAGGAAUACUGUGAGAGGUACCAGUACUCUCAAAACAGUACGCAAUAUGAUUCAGAUGAUCGCAGAGAGAAGCUCUAUUUAAAGUUCUACCAGCAAAUAGAAGAUGAAUACCACAAAGAAAGGCCAUCAGACUGCACUAUUGUGGCUAUCAGCAAGGAGCAAAUGGAGUACGCCACUGCCAUAGGCCAUCGAUUGCAGGAUCAUGGCCUAGUGGUGGAGAUGAUUUACUUGACAGCAGAAACUGGUCUUACACGCGCCCUCCAGGAGGUUAAAAAUGAUGGCUCCCCGUUUUGCAUACUAGUUGAACAAUCAAAUGUAGCACUCUCCUCUUGCACUGCAAUCAUUCUUCACGAGUCUAUCAAAAUACAUCGUAAUAUGCCCAUGGAGGAUGCCCUGGCUCUGGUAGUUAAGGCAUUCGGGAAAAUUUUUGGCGAGCGUGAACAACAAGAGCGUAAUGAAAUUUCACACAAAGCGGCUGAUCUGGCAGACGACUACCUGGAGAGGGAACUCUAUGAAUCUUACACUGUCCCUCUGGACAUUAGGCACCUUCUCUUCCUCUUAAGUGAUGGCAAAUAUUUAUAUGCCGAAGAGCUGAAAUCAGUCAGUGACUACCUGAAGACAAGGAUAACUGAGCUGGAAGGCUUUGAAGAAGCGGACACUACUGAACAGGCUAACCCUGCAUUUGAUAGUCAUAACAACAAUAAAAACACAUCUCUUGGAGAAGCCUCCUCCACUUCUUCCCACUCCUGCCAGGAAUUCCUUUGGAGGGCUAGCUAAGCCUUCCUUGCUAGGUGACAGACCAUCAACUGGUAUCAGUCUUCUUUCCAAUCAAGGUUUUAAGAAAGUUGAACUCAAAGAUGAUGCAGCUAAUGCCAUUUAUAAAGCUCUACCCAGCGUUUCAUCAGAUGCCCUGGCAAAGCCUCCACCACUACUUCCUACUCCUGUCCGGACCCCAUUAAUGGCUGUAGGGAAACCAUCUCUUCUAUCUGACCGAUCUUCAGCUGGACUUCUUCCUACACCAGGAUUAUCAACUCCAAAAGGCAAACCUCCACCACUUUUGGCAAUGCCAACAAAAAGACCUCCGCUGCUUGGCUUUCCACCGAUUUCUCCUGCAAAAAGACCACUUCUUGGUGAAAAACCUGGUCUUCUUCCUACUCCUGCUCUUUCUGCGAAUACCACUUCACACCUCUGGCCAGUAAAACCUAAACCUUUACUCCAGUAA